CUGAACGCCAGAGGAAGAAGACGGCGGUGGUGUCAUUAUUUUGUAUCUUCAGUGAACGGAGAGCUAUCGGACACGGUUUACAGAGAUUAUACAUCUGUUAAUCUGCAUUUAUUUUGGCCUGAGAACAUGAAGAGAUUGAUGCUACUGAAUUUAAUACUUUGUGGUAUCCUGUUUCACAACACGUGGGCCUGGUCAGUAACGAUGCCACACAGCAUUCGUGGCCUACAGAAAUCCUGUCUUGUUAUACCAUGUUCAUUCUACUACUCAUCUUAUCCACCUACGAAUCCAUAUCGGAUUGUGUGGUAUCAGUAUGUUGACCGUGGAUAUCCUGCAGUGUUUAACAGUUGGAACCCUGGUUCAGUAAUUGAUAGAUACAAAGGAAGAACCAGCUUAUAUAAGCCAACAUACAGGGGCUGCAGUCUGCUGAUUAAAGACCUUAGUCUUUCCCACAGCGGAGACAGAAUAUAUGCUUGGGUAGACCCGGAAAAUAUUGGAUGGCGCACUUACAAAUUCUAUGAUGCGUCUACUAUAAUUUAUGUUGAUUCAUCUGCAGAAAAGCCCAGUGUUCACAUUUCUGGAGGUGCUAAAAUUGGGGAUAGAAUUACAAUUGAGUGCACAACAUAUCACACCUGUCCUUAUGAACCACCCUCUCUCAGUUUGAAAGGGAUUGAGAAACAUUAUGAAAAAGACGACGCAUUGUUAAACAGAAACAUUGGUGAUGGCAAGUGGGAAAUCACACUGACACGUGAAGGGAUUGUUCAGUCUGAAACACAAACAAUUGAGUGUUCUGUUAGACACAGUGGUGGCCUCACUGCAUCUACUACAAAAAUACACACUGCACAGUGUACCAUUGAUCAACCCAAAAUCGAUGAUCUAAACACAGGGUUUCUGGAGGGUGUGCAACAAGACAUUGUUUGCUCUGUUACAUACAGGUGCUCAAGUUACCAACCUCAGAUUCUUUGGAAUGAUGGAAAUUUACAUGGAAGCAUAACUUUUAUAAGCACACAAGGAAUAAGACAUGAAGCUAAAUCCACAUUAAGGUUUACAGCAAAGGCUAAUGAUAACGGCAAGACCAUUACCUGUAAAGCAACUUUUAAAGGAUCUUCCCAAAGAGCACAGAUGACUUUAAGAGUUAAGAGGUCAAAGGGCUCUCUUGAUUGGAGCUUCACAAUGCCCAGUAAAAUCACUGGAAUUCGGGGUUCCUGUGUGGUCAUUCCCUGCAAUUACAAAUUUAAAAAUUCUCACCGUAGUGGUGUUGUGAAAUGGUAUCGGUUCUUGAAUUCAGCUUACUCUCUAGUGUAUGGUGAUCCAACACAAAAUAUCAUGGAUAAGUUUAAAGGAAAGACAAGUUUAUAUCCAUCCUCAGAUGACAAAAGCUGCAGCUUAAAGAUACAGCCACUUGAGAGCAAUCAUAAUCAGGAAAGACUCUUUCCAUGGAUGGACCCAAAUUCUAUUGAAACAUACAACAUAAACGAUUUUAAGGAUGAAACUAUUGCCAUUGAGGUGACAGAGAUCGUUGUGGAACCACAGGGAGAGCUUCUUGGCAUAGCUAAAGUUGGUGAACCAGUAACUUUGUCCUGCAGUGUGAUACACACCUGCCCUCCAUCACCUCCAACAAUUAGCCUUAAUAUUUCACGUGGAUCUUCACCACCUCUUAGUAAUACACCCCAAAACAAUGGGGAAUGGAAAAUAACCAAAAAGAUUACAUGGACCGUUGAAGAAAAUGAUAAUUCUGUUACUUGUACUGUGAGAUAUGCAGGUGGACAGACAUCAAAGACUGAAAUCAGUAUUAAUCCUUCAUGUCCAAUUGAUGAAGCCCAGAUUACGCCUGAUUCAGAGUUCCUCGAGGAUGUUGAACAAAAGAUUACUUGCUCUGUUACAUACAUGUGCUCUAAAGACCGGCCGUACAUUAUUUGGAGCGGUGAAUCGUUACCUGGCAGCACGUUUUACAUAACAAAGCAGGGAAAAAAACACAAAGCUACUUCCACAUUAAAGUUAACUCCAAAAGCUAGUGAUCAUGGAAAGACCAUUACCUGUCAAGCAGAUUUUAAAGGGAAUGUUCAAACUGUGGACAUCACUUUAAGAGUUCAAAGAUCAAUGGGCUCACUUGACUGGAGUUUCACAAUGCCCAGCACAAUAUCUGGUGUCCGAGGUUCCUGUGUGGUCAUUCCCUGCAAUUACGAAUUCAAAACAUUGCAGCAUAGUAGGACCAAUGUGAAAUGGUAUAAACUCUCCACUACAGAUUACUCCCUGGUGUAUGACCAAUUAGCAAACAAUAUCAUUACACAGUUCAAAGGAAAGACAAGUUUAUUUGGAUCCCCAAAUGACAAAAACUGCAGUUUAAAGAUACAGCCGCUUGAAAUGCAGCAUAGUAAAGAACGACUCUUUCCGUGGAUGGACCCAAACUCUAUUGAAUCCUAUCACAGCAAAAAUUUUGACCACGUAACUGUUUCCCUUGAGGUGACAGAUAUUGUUGAGAUACCACAGGCAAACCUUCUUGGCAUCACUAAAGUUGGUGAGUCAGUAACCUUGUCCUGCAGUGUGAUACACACCUGUCCUCCAACACCCCCAACACUGAGUCUGAGUAUUACACGUGGAACUUCACAGUUUAGACACACACCUAUUCAUGAUGGGAAAUGGAAGGUAACCAGAGAGAUUACAUGGAUUGUUGAGGAAAAUGAUAAAUCUGUUACAUGCAUUGUGAGUUACGCAGGUGGACAGACAUCAAAGACUGACACCAGUAUUAAUCCUAUAUGUGAUUUUCACAAUCCUGUUAUAAGUCCAAGCCAAGAUGAGGUUAUGGAAGGCAUUGUGAAGAUCUUUACUUGUACAGUGCAGCACACCUGUCAAAAAGAUAAACCGAACAUAAUCUGGAAUUACAAAGACAUGCCAGUUUCUGUUAAAACAAAUAAAGUUUCUUCCUACAUUUGGAAUACAGUUUCCAGUUUAAAAUUUAGAGCAUCAAGGGAUGACCAUGGAAAGACCUUAACAUGCACAUCUCAAACUUCAGUGGGAGAGACUUCAGAUCAUGUUACUUUAAAAGUAAAACGAGGAAUGUUUUCACUGGACUGGACCUAUUCAAUGCCCAGUAAGAUCACAGGCCUCCAGAGCUCCUGCCUUGUCAUUCCUUGCAGCUUUGAAUUCACAAAAGAAAAACAAAGCAACGUUGAGGUGAAAUGGUACCAAUACAUUAAAGACACAUUUCCUUUAGUGUAUGGCCCAGAUAGUGAGAAUAUUGUAAACAUAUUCUUUGGAAAGACAAGACUGCUUGAAUUGCCAAGUGAGAGCAAUUGCAGUUUGGAAAUCAAGCAACUCAAUAUGCACCACAAUAACAAAAGACUGUAUCCCUGGAUGGAUCCUACACCAGUUGAGAAAUUUCACAAGGAAAAUUACUACGACAAAUCUAUUGAGCUCACCAUAAAAGAGCAAGCUGAUAAACCAAAACUAAGUAUUAUUGGUGUAGCAAGAGUGGGUGAGCAAGUCACAGUGUCUUGUAGUGUUCUACAUACCUGUCCAUCCAACCCUCCAAAUCUAAAAGUGGGGAAAGAACUUGACACUGAUGUUACUUCACACAAUCCAGUACAGGAUGGCUUUUGGGAAAUGAAAAGGAUUCACACAUUUAAAAUUAAGGAAGAGGAGAAAACUGUUCAAUGUAAAGCAACAUUCCAUGGUGGACAGACAUCAGAGGCACAAAUCGAACUUAAUGCUCAGUGUACUUAUACAGAUAUAACCAUUGAUCCUGAAGUGGGCGAUGUUGUAGAAGGUGUUGGGAAUAACUUCACCUGCACAGUUUUCCAUUCUUGCAAGAAUCAGCCUCUAAAAUUUGCUUGGAACUACAAAGAGUUACCAGAGACUUUGGGGACCAAAAAAGGCUCAUUGUUAAACUGGGCCACCUUCUCCAAUGUUUUCUUUAUAGCUUCACUGGAAGAUGAUGGAAAGAAACUGACUUGCACUGCAACAUUUUCUGGUGGAGAGAUCACAACCUCCAUUGUUUUACAGGUUCAAAGAUAUGUGCCCAAAUUUGUGGAUCCAUUUGAAAAUGACACUUUCCACAUUUUAGAGGCAAAUGUCGUGCCCAAGAUCAGUGCUUUGACCCGCUCUUGUGUGGUGAUACCAUGUACUUUCAAAACGGGUGAUAUGCUAAUUACGCGCCUUCGAGGUCUGUGGUACUCCAGUACUGGUGAAUAUGUUUACCACACCGGAAAGUCAAACAUUAUGGACAACUUUAAGGGCCGCACACGGCUUCUGGGGAUGACAGAUGAGGAGAACUGCACUUUAGAGAUUGAUAAUGUCCAAUCUCAUGAUAAUGGGCCGUUCUGCUUCCGUGCAGAAAAGGGUAAUGAUAAGUACAGCUUCAACCACAGCUGUGUGUUCAUCAUCAUGAAAGCAACUCCUGACAAGCCUGUGAUAUCAGCUCUUCCCAAGGAGAUGGAGCCAGGCAAGCGAUUUACAAUACACUGUUCUGUCACACAUACAUGUUCCUCACAUCCGCCAAAUAUCACAUGGAAUGUUCGGGCUGCCAGAGAAGUGGUUAAGCAUGUGGAGAAGAAUGCAGGCAAAUGGGAAACAACCUCCUCAAUUACUUUCAUCCCAACUGGCUAUGAAGAAGAAGAAAAUCUCAUUUGCAGAGUCACUUUCUGGAAGGGAAAAAAACAAGAAAGCUCAGUCUUUCUAAGUGUAAAACGAUUUGAAGGACUGGGUAUGGGCAUUUUAGGACUUUAUAUAUCUCUGCCUUUGGUUUUACUAUUGCUUUUGUGUGCUGGAAUUAUCAUUUGUAGGAGAAGAGUUCAAACGAAAACUAGUGAUGAAGCAACACCUGAGAGAAGGAGAUCAUUUUGGACCCAAAUUUCCAGGAGAUAUAAUGGGACUGCAGGUUGGCUAAAUUCCACUAUGGAGACCAGACCACCUCCAAGGCCACCAAAACCAGAGAAGAGGGGCAGCAUCUGGAGCAGGUUUUCCAGGAGAAGUCCAGCACCCAGUGCAGAUCAGAGGGUGCAGUACAAGGUAAACAAUACCAGAGUAUCCACAUCUGCAGGAUAUUAAAAUCCCCGCUUUCCAUCACUAUUGAAUGAACCAAAAUCCUACAUAUCAGGAGUUGCCACUUAGCAAGUAUCAUGAUGAAGAUGAUUCCACCAACACUGCAGAUUUUAGAAUCUAAAUAAAUGAAAUGCUGUUUUUUCUAUUAGGCUUGGAAUAUUUGGGUCUCAUGCAGCUUUUGUGUGUGUGUGUGUGUGUGUGUGUGUGUGUGUGUGUGUGUGUGUGUGCUGUUUGUGUAGAAUAAUAUAAGAAAGACAAUACAGUAAUCCCCUGUAAAUGAACACCACCCCAAAAAUGCUAUUUUAUGUAGACAGUAAUCAAAUUCAAAUUAAAUUCAAAUUAAAUUUGUCACAUACACAUUGCAAGUAAUUAUAUCUGCAAGUAAUGCAAAUAAAAGUGAAUAAUUGUAUUCACUAUUAAUGUGAAUAAUAGUGUGCAGCGACUAUUACUAGUAGUGUACUGUAUUAACAUUUUACUUCGUUUUAUAAUUAAUAAUUAUAUUUUUAUUAAUAAAUUUCAUUAUUUUAACAUGAAACUUCAUAAAAAACAAUUCCCUAUAAGUUUUUUGGUCUAUAGUGCUAGCCGAGAUUGGGAAAAUCAGCCAAACGAAUUAGUUACGUGGCAAAUGCUAUUCUGCGAUAAAACGUGGGCACGAGUUUCAAAUCACGUUAAAGUGGGGGAUUACUGUACAGCGCUAACUAAAGGAAGAGUUUUGUAAUGCCAAAAAAAAAUGUAGACAGAAUAAUGUAACAAGAUAUAUGUAUUAAUCAUUUUAUUUUUAGACAUAUGUGUGUUGGUAAUGUAUAACAAAUGAUAUAAACCAUUUUAUAGCAUUUAGCCUCAUCAGCUUUGUCCUUCAUUAUGUAAUGUGCGUAUGGAAUGCAUUGUGUGCUAAAUAAAAAUUGGAAAAUUA
Messenger RNA from Silurus meridionalis, 5950 nucleotides. RefSeq lists its product as uncharacterized. The coding region runs from base 127 to 5043 and encodes 1638 amino acids. The transcript is spliced from 27 exons. The record is from RefSeq and is a predicted model, not a curated record. Lineage: Eukaryota; Metazoa; Chordata; Actinopteri; Siluriformes; Siluridae.